Lethenteron reissneri (Far Eastern brook lamprey) is the source of this 3732-nucleotide messenger RNA. Its product is annotated as janus kinase and microtubule-interacting protein 3-like. The record is from RefSeq and is a predicted model, not a curated record. Gene Ontology annotation, molecular function: kinase binding; microtubule binding. Lineage: Eukaryota; Metazoa; Chordata; Hyperoartia; Petromyzontiformes; Petromyzontidae.
AGCCACACUCAGCACACGCAGGAUAUGCACAUGCACAUCCACCCUUGCAGUCCAGUGGGCGAUAGCCUGCACGCGUACGAUCCCUAGAGAGAUGGCAUAUGCAAGAUCAAUAGUGAGACCAUGAGGGACAGCAUUUAAGGCUGAGGAGGAGGACGGAGUGGGUGGAGAGUGGAGGAGGCAAGAGGAGGAGGAAGUGGGCUGACUCACAUCACUGUGCUGUGGCACACUGCUGGCUCCUGCCACUCCCGCCAUGGAUUACUGCUUGCCAACAAGAAUUCUUUGUGGAUGAGAAACGAUGGCGAUUGUGCGGUGAAAGUCGUUUCGUCCCCGGGUGAAGAAGGACAGUGACUGGAGUAGGCAAGCGGCUGUCAGGGGAGCUCAUGGGUCGUGCGUGGUGACGAGAGACGAGAGACCAUGCUGCCGCGCCGGGGUUUGUCCCGGGUCGGUGGAGGUGGGGGGGCCGCCGGAGGUAUAAAGGGAGAGGGGGGCGGUCAGGGAGGCCGCUCCAAAGGGGAGCCUCCCACUCCACUUUUGGGGGGGGGGCGGGGAUCCAAGGGGGGAGAGUGCGGCACCCCCGAGGCGCUCAUCGACUCGCUGCAGGCCGCCAACGAGGACCUGCGGGCAAAGCUUACCGACAUUCAGAUCGAGCUACAGCAGGAAAAGGGGAAGGUGUCACGCUUGGAGAGGGAGAAGGUGCAGGAGGUUCGGUAUGCCCGCGACCAGGAGCAGAAACGGCACGCGGCACUGCACACUGAGCUGAAGGCGAAGCUGCACGAGGAGAAGCUCAAGGACGUGCAGGCUGUGCGCGAGUCUCUCAUCCGGACGCACGAGAUGGAGCUGGUGCGCGUGAUUAAGAUGAAAGAUGGCGAGAUCCACCGGUUGCAAGGGGCCCUGGUGACCCUCCGCGAUGGGGCCCAGGACAAGGUGAAGGCUGCCCUGCAGGCCGAAGCGAGGGAGGACGCGCGGCGGGCCUGGGAGGGCGAGCGAGCGCGGCUGCUGCACGACCUGGAGACGCUCAAGGCCGCCAAAAAACAGGUGGAGGAGAUGUUGACGCACACGGUAACAGCCGACAAGCAAAAGGCGGCCGAUCUGCGGACAUCGCACCACGCGCACCAGGAGGAGGUCACCCGUAUCAAGCGGGACAGCGAGCGAGACAUUCGGCGACUGAUGGACGAGUUGAAGUCUCGUGAGCGCUCGGUGCUAUCGCUGGAGCGUGAGCUUGGGGCACAGGCUGGCUAUGCCCAGCGGCUUGCACUGCAGAGAGAAGCGCUGGACGAGGCCAGCGAACGUCGCAAUGCUGGCAGCCCCAAACGAGAGAUACCAGCCGCUGUAGCGAACAGCGGCGGGGUCACAGGGGGCGCCGGGGGUGACUGCAUGGAUCGCACACCAGACCUGGAGGGGCACCUGGAGGAGCGAGAUGUGCGGCGGUUCCAGCUGAGGAUCGGUGAGCUGCACGGGGUGGUCCGCAAGCUGGAAGACCGCAACGCGCUCCUGGCUGACGAAAGGAAUGAGCUGCUUAAGCGUGUUCGGGAGACAGAGGCCCAACUGAAGCCGCUACUGGACAAAAACCGGCGCCUUGCCAAGAAGUGCGAUGACUUGGUAGCCGCCCAGCAGCGGCAGGAGGAGAGGGUGCGUGGCCUCUCGCGGGAAAACCUCGAGCUGAAGGAGAAGGUCAGUGUGCAGUCGGCAGCGGCACAGCUAGCUCAUGCCGCCAUGGCAACCCAGCAGCAGACCGCGCAGCAGAGAUCUGGCGCCAGCAACCAAGGCAGCGAAACGACCGGCAGCCACACGGUGACGCAGCCCACACAAGCAGUCCCAUACCUACACGGUGCAACUGUCCCAAGGCCCACGACGGCGAGCCAGACGGCGUGCGUCGCUUGCGGUCCCCCGAGUGGCCACGAAGAAAUGGAGGAGGGGGACGAGGCCGACGAAAAUGAGAUAGAGUUCCUCAGGCUGCAGGUUGCCGAGCAGCAGAACAUCAUCGACGACCUCACCAAGGCUCUGCAGUCUGCGGCCUAUGACCGCAACGCGAUGGAGCUGGACAUCAUCCGCUGGCAGCGCAAGCAGAAGAGGCGCAGCUCUCGGAGCAGCAAGAGGAUCCUGACUCAGAAGUUGGUGGGGGUGGAGCGGGAGAUGUCCCUGGACUCCGACUCCUCCUCCUAUGCCACCGACCGCACGGCUGGCACACCGGGCACGCCCGACACUGACAUGGACGAGCAGCGAGCUCCAGAGCAACCGAGCAUGGCACGUGAAGAGACGGAGCUGCGGUUCCGCCACCUCAUGCACGAGUACCAGGCGCUGCAGAGGGCCUACUCGCUCCUGCACGAGCAGCUGGGGGGUGGCCUGGACGCCGAGAGGGACACGCUCACACGGGAGCAGCUGCAGGCCGACUUGCUGAAGUACCAGGCACGAGUAGAGGAUCUGGAGAGGGCCCUGUCCCAGAGAGGCCAGGUGACUCAGGCUGACGGCAGCACAGAUGCGACCUGGGUCGAGGAGAAGCAGCAAUUGUGCAGGCGGAAUCAGGAGCUUCUGCAGAAGCUCCAUGAGCUUGAAAACGACGAGAACUCCCUGAAGCAGGAGGUCCAGGACCUGCAGGACCAGAACGAGCUCAUGGAGUUCCGCAUACUCGAGUUGGAGGAGCGGGAGCGCCGGUCCCCAGGACUCAGCCUCCUCCUUCCCCCGUUCCGCGAAGGGGACAGUCCUCUGCAGUGGUACUGUGCUCGCGAGGCAGCCAUGGAAGUGUCCAUUCAUGAGCUGAUGAAAAAGUUGGACUUGCUGGGCGACAACGCUAACCUGAGAAACGAUGAGCAGGUGGCUGUGAUUCAAGCACGCACGGUGCUCUCUCUUGCCGACAAGUGGCUGCACCAGAUCGAGGGGACUGAGAUUGCACUGCAGCAGAAAAUGAUUGAUCUGGAGAAUGAGAAGGAGAUGUUUGUGAAGCAGAAGCGGUACCUGGAGGAGGAGCUCGACUACAGGAAGCAAGCGCUGGACCAGGCGUACAUGCGAGUGCGGGAGCUGGAGGCGACGCUCUACAGCGCCCUGCAGCAAAAGCCCCCUGCCGGCUCCUCUGCCACGACGCCGAGCGGGGUCCGGGGGGGAGCGGCGGUGUCCAUCGCGGCGGCGGCGGCCACGUGCGGGGUCGGCGCCGGGCCCGCGCUGGGAGCGGCCUCCGCGUUCGGGCCGGCGGGGGGGAGGCUGUGCUCCUCAGGGGCGGCCGGUCUGCUGGUGGGGGGCGGAGGAGGAGGAGGAGGGGAGUGCCUGGGCGGCCUGGGCGGCGCGGCCGUCGGGACCGGAGGGGGCCUCUCGGACAAGGAGAGGGAGCACCUGCAGGGCGCCGUCGAGCAGUGGAAGCGGCAGGUGCUGGGACAGAUCCGCGAGUACGACGCACGGGUGCUGCGGGAGCGCAUGGAGUCGCUGCAGCACGCGCACAAGAAGAUCAGGGACCUGGAGAAGAAGCUGGAGAGGCAGAGAGAGCAGAUCAAGGACCUGGAGGAGAAGUUUUUGUUUUUAUUUUUGUUUUUCUCGCUAGCCUUCAUCAUCUGGUCCUAGCAGCGCCGGGCGCCGCAGCAUGCCGGCCGGUGAGGGGCCUUGCGGCCCUGAGGCUGAGCUCAGGGAAGAGGUCGCAUGUCUGACGGGGGAGGUGCAGCGAUUGCAGCGGGAGAACCGUCUCCUCCAGCACGUCCUUCAUGCCGCCGCCGACAAUCAGCAUCGCCGAGGCGACUUCACAAGGGG